Messenger RNA from Thelazia callipaeda (thelaziosis nematode), 354 nucleotides. Lineage: Eukaryota; Metazoa; Nematoda; Chromadorea; Rhabditida; Thelaziidae. The record is from the annotation of a GenBank genome assembly.
AUGAACAGUUCCUUAAUAACCUUCAUCAUAUCGCUUUUCAUUACACUUGGCGUGUGUUCAGUGCUAAGGCAAUCAGCCAAACUUGGACAAACUGUCGAACUGGAAUUCGGAAAAAAUGUGAAGGAUAUUCAAGCAGCAAUAAAGAAUGCUGAAAGUGCAUCGAAAGAUCGUGAGCAUAUUGUAAAAGAUGGAAUGAUCACUCAAUAUGGGCAGCAAAUAUACGAUGGUCGAUUACUGUUCGAAAAUGGUACACUGAUUAUUCAGAAAAUAACAGAAAAUGAUCCGACCACUUACUUUUAUUACCAUCAUAAUAAUCCUAGAUAUCCAAUGGCAAUUGAUGUUAUCUUGCAGUGA